GAUUUGCUGGAGAGGCACCUGAUUCACCGGGAGCGACACGCCGAGUCAGAGCAGACAGAAUGAUCUAGAUUUAUAUGUGUGUUCAAACGGAGCCUUUUCCACAAGCUUCUCUGUUGCUUUAUCACUGUCAGGCGCAUUUUACGCACGCAUAGCCUAACUCCGGGACGCGAUAGUUUUAGAGUAUCCAAGUGGCCAAAGUGGAGUCAUGGCAGGUCUUACGCAGAGCGUGAAUAUGCCAAUAGGAGUGUUUGAGAAACUUUUCCGGCGGACUCGGUAUUUCUCAUCAUCUGGGAUCUGAUCAUGUAUGAUAUCCCUGCUGCUGUUGGAAACGUCUAAUACCUCCCUGAUUACCAGAUGGAUUGCGUCGUGUCGGCCAGCCGGCUGACAUCAGGGCCUAGUCAGUUUAAUUUAAUUGCUAUGCUUGCGUCUUGAUUGCUGUAUUGAACUCCGUCCAGCAUAAAUUUGUAAGUGCACACGGGACACCCAGCUUCUCCUCCUUGUGCCAAAAUGAGGAGAGCUGUGCUGAAAGAAGCCGCCAAACGUUUCCCCUGGCUGGCCAAUGUCACUUUGUACGGGUGCUUAUUCGCCGGCGGUGACCUGGUGCACCAACUCAUGGCUCAGAAGGAGCGCAUGGACUGGAAACACACUCGCAAUGUGGCCAUCGUGGCAAUUAGCUUCCAUGGAAACUUUAAUUACUUCUGGCUGCGGGCCCUGGAGCGGCGUUUUCCUGGAAAGUCCGCAGGAAUGGUUUUCCGCAAACUCCUGCUGGACCAAAGCUUUGCGUCGCCUUUGGGCACCAGUGUCUUCUACACGGGCGUGAGCUUCCUGGAGGAUAAGGAGGAUAUAUUUGAAGACUGGAGGGAGAAGUUCUUCAACACCUGGAAGACUGGACUCAUGUACUGGCCAUUCAUGCAGUUUCUGAACUUUGUCCUGAUGCCGCUGCACAUGCGAACAGCCUUCAUGGGCUGCUGCGCCUUCCUCUGGGCCACUUUCUUGUGCUUCUCACGGCAUAGCGGCGACGGCACCGCCGCCGUGGCUCUGGCCUUCGUCAUGGACCCCCGCAAGACUCUGGAGGAGAUGCGAGAGGCCCGUUUGGCCCGAAAAAAGCGAAGGAUCCAGAGGGAAAACUGAAGGGAGGAGGACAUCGCUUCUGUCAUUCGGACCUUUGAGCUUUAUCAGGACUGACGGGUUUUCUCUUUUGCUUAACCUGCACCCACAUACUGAAGAGCAUGUUACUGGUUGGAGACAUGCACUCACACAUACACACGCAACAGUUUAACAGAUAUGGGUUUUGAAGGCCAGUGUAAUAACAAUAAUAACAUAUUUGGUCUUGAAGCUGCUGAUAUGUUGAUUUAAUCUUCCUGCGCUGAAUAUUAUUGUUUUAUUGGACCUUUUUUAUGCCAAAAACAUGUCGUAUUUUCCCCAAAACAGAAUUCUCAAUAACAUGGGAAAGCAUUUAGAUAAAAGAGGAUAAUGAAACACAACUGAAACAGGUUAAUAAGAAAAUAUAGUAGUUAUAAUUUGUGUAAAAUACUUUAAUCAAUUCAGAUUAGGGCUUCAAAAUGAACAAAUAACAAACAGCACGGUAUUCAACAGUAAACAAACACACCCUGACAGCUGGCGAAUAACUGUUAUAAUGUUAAUAUCAGGUACGGUGGUGAAAUCCUGCAUACACACACAAGAAUGACUUCUUUAAAGGGGCAGUCCACCAACUUUUUUCAGUGUGAUAAGUACUACUCUGCAUGUGGAAACAGUUGUAUAAUGUCUUCGUCGGCUCUGGAGAAGCUUUGUCAAAUAAAUAACCUCGAUGAUGUCAUAGCAAAGUCAUCGGGGUGGUCCUGGCGUGGGCUUGGAGGCUUCUCAGUGCGUGGAGUUUGAAGGAUGUGGGCAGGAAGGAUGUAAUGAAAGAUGCUUUUGUGGUGCAUCAUGGGAAUUGUAGGACCCAGUGAUUUUAGGACUGACUCAUCCAAGGGACUGAAGUCAGGAUCUCAGCCUCUGCUGCAUAAAUUUGUAAUUCUUUCCUUAAAUUUGUCUCUCGCAGGCUCCCCAAAUAUAUGGGAACUACACUAAACUGCUGGAGUCUCAAAUUAUGGACUCAAUACUCAGUUUUAACACCUAUUACGCCCGACUUUUACAGUUGAUUUUGCAACAUAAAGGCGUGUUCACAUUACUGGGGGGGUAAAACAGCUUUUAUGUUCCCCUCCUUCACUUUAAUGUAUGUUGUGUGUGGCAACGGCUUUUUGCAGAUGUCCGCGGUGCGCCGA
Messenger RNA from Thunnus maccoyii (southern bluefin tuna), 2264 nucleotides. It is a transcript of the gene mpv17l, whose product is annotated as MPV17 mitochondrial membrane protein like. Bases 508 to 1131 code for a protein of 207 amino acids. The record is from RefSeq and is a predicted model, not a curated record. Lineage: Eukaryota; Metazoa; Chordata; Actinopteri; Scombriformes; Scombridae. Gene Ontology annotation, cellular component: membrane; cytoplasm. The transcript has 4 exons.